AUUUGUUUGCCAUGGAAACGGAUAUGAUACCAAAAUUCUCCUCAAAAGAUGAGGAGAUUGACUUCUGGAAGGCUCUUUCCCUCAAGUACAAGAACAGCUGCCAGGAGGCUCAGGAGGAGCUGCUGGAGUUUCAGGAAGGCAGCAGGGAGCUGGAGGCCGAGCUGGAGGCACAGCUGGGCCAGGCCGAGCAUCGUAUGAAAGACCUGCAGUCCGAGAACCAAAGACUCAAGAACGAGGUCGAAACGCUCAAGGACAAGCUGGAGCAACAGUACUCUCAGAGCUACAAGCAGAUCUCCAUGCUGGAGGACGACCUCGGGCAAACACGCAGCAUCAAGGAUCAGCUCCACAAAUACGUCAGAGAGCUCGAACAGUCCAAUGAUGACUUGGAGAGAGCCAAAAGAGCCACAAUUGUGUCUCUGGAGAACUUCGAGCAGCGUCUGAACCAGGCCAUCGAGAGGAACGCCUUCCUGGAGAGUGAGCUGGAUGAGAAGGAGUCGCUGCUGGUCUCCGUGCAGAGAUUAAAGGAUGAAGCCAGAGACUUGAGGCAGGAGCUUGCCGUCCGAGAGAGGCAGUCAGACGUGAGCAGGAUGUCGGCUCCAAGUUCGCCCACGCAGGACAACGAGAAGAUGGACACGGCGGUGCAGGCCUCUCUCUCUCUCCCUGCCACCCCACUGAGCAAAGGUCUGGACAACGCCUUUGCCAACCCAACAGUGCUUUCAAACGGAUAUGGCAGCAACUCUCCAUUGACUCCUUCCGCCAGGAUAUCGGCUCUCAACAUCGUCAGUGAUUUACUUCGGAAAGUAGGGGCUCUGGAGUCCAAGCUUGCCGCUUGCAGAAACUUCGCCAAGGACCAGAGAGCGAGGAAGGCGUACGCUCUCGACAACAGCAACGCGCUGAACGCAAACACAGCCAGCUACGGCCAGCCCCUCCAUACGUCAUAUUUUGACAAAGCAGUAUGUGAUGACUCAGCAGGAGAUAUGGACGAGUAUCUGAGACCUGUGUGCAUUUUUUCCCCCAGCAGGACAGAGAUGGUCACAUUCCCUGCAUUGAUUUUGGCAGGACCGUGAACGGACUGAAACCUGGUGCCCUGACAGCCAUCACCACCCCUCCUGCUGCCUCCUCCCCAGGCUUAGUGCCCCUCACUGUGUGACAGUAGCCCCCCCAACACACCCAAACCUUAUAAAACCCAACACGCCUGCGUCCUGCAGUUGGAAAAUCACAUCUAAAAAAAGAGACACAACACAAAUGGCUAAUACUGUAAAACCCUGUCGACGUACCGUUAUCCCCCCUCGUCUCCUCACACUGUUGUUCUGACACUUGUGCUUCAUUCCUGCUGUAAUCGAAGGUCCCUGUCUCUAUAUAUUUCAUGUGUUACUGUAUCUUUGCUCACUGGCUCGUACAAAGAUGGCGCCCCCAUCUUCUUGUUUAAAGUUUC
This is a messenger RNA of Morone saxatilis (striped sea-bass), 1435 nucleotides long. RefSeq names its product nudE neurodevelopment protein 1-like 1a (gene ndel1a). The record is from RefSeq and is a predicted model, not a curated record. Gene Ontology annotation, molecular function: microtubule binding. Lineage: Eukaryota; Metazoa; Chordata; Actinopteri; Moronidae. Gene Ontology annotation, cellular component: kinesin complex; kinetochore; centrosome. Gene Ontology annotation, biological process: mitotic centrosome separation; chromosome segregation; establishment of mitotic spindle orientation.